Molecule: messenger RNA, 474 nt
Organism: Pedinophyceae sp. YPF-701
Lineage: Eukaryota; Viridiplantae; Chlorophyta; Pedinophyceae
Source: the annotation of a GenBank genome assembly
AUGGCCGACCUGGGAGAGGUCAUAUGCGUCCUCCUCACGAACCGCCAGGGCGACGUGCUGUACGAGCGGUACCUAGCGCCCCUUUCGGACGCCGAGCGGGGGGAGUUCCGCAGAGCCGCAUGGGCGAUGGCGUACCCGGUCCUCACCUCGGGCCACUGUAGGGACGGCGAGGAGCAGAUCGGGUCGUGGAAGGGCUCCAGACUUGCGUGGAUGACGCUGAGCGAGGUGGUGGUGAUGGCAAUGGGGCGCGGGCAGUGGGGGCCGCUGGAGCUCGGGAUGCUGCUGCGGCAGCUGCUGAAUGCGGCGCAGACGGCGACGAAGCAGAAGCCCGGGACGCUGAAGGAGGCGGUCGUGCUGCAGAGCUACAGCCGCGUGUGUUUGGCUGUCGACGACGUGCUGGCCACGGGGCGCCUGGAGCCGUACACGAAGAAAGAGAUGGCCAAGAAGCUCAGCAUGCGGGAGUUUAGGAAGUAG